GGUCAAGGUGAGAUGUAGAUGUGAUGUUCACCGUUUUCUUACAGGGGUAUAUCACAAAAGUACCACUUUUUGCAGGUGGGCUAGCUAUCACCAUUGUAAUACUUGAGAGAGAGUCUGAAUGCACUGAUCACUGGGACAGAACAAAAGAACUGUCUGAACCACAAACUCCAGUACCAGCAAAACCAUGUUACCAGGAAUAGCAGUGUUUGGGACUGGCUCCACUAUACAGUGCUUGGUACCUGUACUGAAGGCUUGUGAUUUCAAGGUAGAAGCAAUCUGGGGGCGUACAAGGACAGAGGCUGACGAGGCAGCCAAAGUACUGGAUAUACCAUUUAGUACUAACAAGGUGGAUGAGGCUCUGUUGUGUAAGAAUGUAGAGCUGGUAGUUAUCAGCUGUUCUCCUCAUCUCCAGUCCCCCAUUGCUGUAAAGGCUUUAGGAAUUGGUAAACAUGUCCUGUGCUGUCCUCCUGCGGGUCUCAGUCAGCUACAAACCUACAAGAUGGUCACAGCGGCCUGUUACUAUCCCUCACUCAUGGCUAUAGUGGGGUACGGGCUACGAUUUCUCCCUGCUCUUCAGAAAGCCAGGCAGUACAUUGACGAGGGCUCCAUUGGGGCUGUGACUGUCAUCGAGGCACGGGUGCAGUGUGGGAGUUUAUUAAACGAGAAAUACGAUUGGAUGUGUGAAGAAGGCAUGGGGGGAGGUGUGUUGAAUACGUAUGGUGGAGCUCUCAUUGAUUUGGUGACUUACCUCACACAUCAGAAGGCAGAACAUGUGAAUGGAAUGCUGAAGACUUAUGUUGAUAGGACUGCUGGGAUACAGGGGGUACGGCAGAUCACUAGCGAUGAUUUCUGCUCCUUUCAGAUGGAGCUCAGUAAUGGCGUCUCGGUCAGUAUCAGCUUAAAUUCCCACCUGCCCGGGACUUUCGUCCACGAGGUGUUGGUGUGUGGGACGGAGGGGAGGUUGGUGGUGAACGGAUCCACUUUGCAGUUAUUUAAUAAUAAAAGUGACAGAGGGGAAAUCAUCACACCUGAAAAACGGGAAAUCAUAAGUGAACCCAUGCUGCGAUUGCUGUUGAAAAACACCGACAUUUCUGCUCCGUUUUUGGAAGGGCUUACUCAGCUGGUGGGUGUAUUGCGUGAUGCGUGUGCACGCACAGCAGACCGCCAUGCGUGGUUGGAAGAGCCCGUUCAUAGAGCAGCAACUUUUGAGGAUGCAUUAUAUGUCCAGACAGUAAUCGAUGCUAUUCGCCAGUCUAGCAGGACACAUGAGUGGGUGAAGGUCAAGGUCAUGACAGAGGAGCCAGAGCCUAAUCCACACCUUUCAUCAGCUGUCCGAAGAAGUACAUUUUCAGCAUACUAAAUUCUUUUGCAGUCUUGUGAGAAAUAUACUGUUAAUGAAUAAUAAUUACUUGAUAAAAACUGAGACCAACAUGCAGCUCUACAAAAUUUGGAUUAAUUUUAGUGAAUUAUUGAAAAUUGUAAUGUGUACUAGUAUUUAAUGUAGCUGCCCUUGAACAUUAAGUAAUAUUCUAGAGUGUAGUAAUUCUCAUUCCAUGUAAACGAGAAAUCCGAUUUUUUUAUUAUUUGACUCAUAAAGUGUAAUUGUUGUUACUGAAUGAAACAUAUAGGUGCAUUGGAUUAUUUUGUGCAUCAAAUAAAUGUUAUUGUAUUUC
Molecule: messenger RNA, 1673 nt
Organism: Lingula anatina
Lineage: Eukaryota; Metazoa; Brachiopoda; Lingulata; Lingulida; Lingulidae
Product: glucose-fructose oxidoreductase domain-containing protein 1
Molecular function (GO): nucleotide binding
Source: RefSeq, a predicted model, not a curated record